Molecule: messenger RNA, 669 nt
Organism: Acanthosepion pharaonis
Lineage: Eukaryota; Metazoa; Mollusca; Cephalopoda; Sepiida; Sepiidae
Source: the annotation of a GenBank genome assembly
AUGCGCUGGAAGCAGGCCAAUAACAUUUCGUUCAAAAAACUUCACGGCGAAUCAACGUCAGCAGAUCACGGUUCUGCCAACGAAUGGGUGACAAACGUUUUGCCGCAACUUUUUCGUGGAUAUGAUCCAAAAGAUGUUUGGAACUGUGAUGAAACGGGAAUUUUCUACAAAGCCAUGCCGUCUGGAUCUUUGCGAUUUGCCGGCGAGGAACAGUCAAAUGGGACAAAAGUUCCCAAAGACAGACUCACGAUGCUUCAGUUCACAAACAUGGACGACAGUGAAAAGCAAGCUGUAGUUGUUGGUAAGUCGGCAAAACCACGCUGCUUUAAAAAUGUCAAAACUCUGCCGUUUUCUUACUUCGCUAAUCGUAAAGCCUGGAUGACUAGUCAGCUGUUUACUGACGUUAUGAAAAUGUUUGAUCGAAAAAUGAUUGCUCAAAAUCGAAAGAUUAUUCUGUUUUUGGACAAUGAAACUUACUGCCGGGUACAAAUCUGUCAAAUAUCAAAUUGUCGUUCAUGCCACCAAACACCACCAGUCUCAUUCAACCUUUGGAUCAAGGCAUCAUUCGUUCAUUCAAAGCGUAUUAUCGUCGGGAACUUGUUCGAAUGCAAAUCGCAGCGAUCAAUGCUACACCGCCAGUGCCGCUGUCCGAGGUGGCCAAGCAGAUAA